Messenger RNA from Manis pentadactyla (Chinese pangolin), 1043 nucleotides. RefSeq names its product BCL2 interacting killer (gene BIK). Gene Ontology annotation, biological process: apoptotic mitochondrial changes; male gonad development; apoptotic process. The transcript has 5 exons. Bases 104 to 610 code for a protein of 168 amino acids. The record is from RefSeq and is a predicted model, not a curated record. Lineage: Eukaryota; Metazoa; Chordata; Mammalia; Pholidota; Manidae.
CAACAGCUCACAUUUGUAGCGGCUCGGUUGCAGGUGGACCUGGGGGCGGGCCGGGGCGGGGCCGAAGGCUUAUAGGGCUGCGCGCGGGCUCCCGCAGCACACAAUGCGCCUGCAGGCUCCGGAAGCCGCCGCAGUCGCCACCGCCGCUGCGAGAGAAGAAAUGUCUCAAGCAGGAGCCUUUUCCAGCGACCUCCUUUUGGACACUUUCCUGCGUGAGCAUGGCCCCGAAGCUCUGGAGGUCCCUGGCAUGACCGAGCUCAUGGAGGAUGAAGAUCCCGGGUCCUCCCUGUACAGUGACAACCGUGAUGACAUGGCCAUGCGGCUGGCCUUCAUUGGGGACGAGAUGGAAGUGAGAUGGACGCUGCCCCACAUUGCUGAGCUGCCACGGAUGGCCACGUACAGUUUGGCUUUCACCUACAACCAGGCAGGCCUGAGGGGUGUUCUUAGAAGUUUUACGGAUGGUCUCACUAACCUCAGGGAGAACAUAAGCUUCUGGAGCCUCCUGACCCUCAGGGACUGGGUGCUGCCCCCCCCAGGGCGCGAGUUGGUGCUGUCCGCACUGCUGGUGCUGGCGCUGCUGCUCGGCUGGGGACUCCGCCUCCUGCAGUGACGCCGGCCCCCCUCCGUGGGGGUGGGCUGGCCCCGCCCCUGGACCACCACCCUGGAGGUGUGCCUUGUUGGUUUUGUCUUUUUAACUGUUUUCUGAUGAUCGCUUUUUUAUAUUUAAACUCUGAGUGCUGGGACACUACUGAGAUUUUUCAUACUAGUUUUUUCUUGUUUUCUUUUUUUUUGUAAGACAAAUGAAUUCACUGUACCUCUAGGGUGGUUACUGGUUAACUGCCCACGCUGAGGCCUGGCUGGGCCUGCUCUCCUGGCCCCAGCCCACUCUGCCGUGGCCGGUCCCAAGGAGCCAUCCUCCCACGGGCUGCCGGUGUAGCGGGGCAGGGGUAGUGCCGGUCACACCCCUGGGUCUGUGAUGCCCCUGGCAGAGAGCGUCUGGGAUAGACCUGAGGGGAGGGGAGCUCAAUAAACUGUUGGUUCCA